UUGCAGGCUGUUGGUUGGUUUAGAAGGGUGUAGUGCGGAAUUUGCUAUAUUUAGCUAGAGAUACAAUUAACCUGCAUUUCUUUUAAGGUGGGUGACUAUCUAUGUUGCAGAAUAUAGCUAACGUCAGUUUGCAGGACAUGUGCUCUGUAACCCAUCUAGUUAGUUGGCUAACUUUAGCUUGCUGGGUAAUCCUUACCACAGACCACAUAUAGCUCUUAGCUAUUACCUACUGGAAAGACUGUCGCUGUUUUCAGAGUAACUACAUAGCUAGAAACUAUCACCAUGGAUGGUUGUGGGGAAGGCAGCAGGACCAACAGACUGAUGGUGGAAAAGCUAUCCUUGUCCUGUGAUAGACUGCUAUCUCACCUACAGCUGGCCUGCUGUCCCUCUCACUGUGCCUCACCACUACAAGGCAAGGACCUGUUGAUACACUGUCUCCUGGACACAGAGCUGAAGGCCCUGCGACUGACAGGUCACCAUGGAGACAUCUCUGCCAUGGUGUUUGGGACAGGUAGAGACCCUCUCCUGCUCUGCUCUGCCUCUGCAGAUUAUGUCAUAGUCUGGGACAUCCGGCGCUGCUACAGGAGAACUAGGGAGGGGGUAGUUGCGUCUGGUACAGUUAUUGGGACACUACUGGGCAAGGUAGUCCAUCUGUCAUUUUGUCCCUGUGAUGAGCGAGUGGCUGCAUGCUCAGGGGCGAAAGUAUACAUACUCAACUCCAAUAUAGAGGAAGUGUUGUCUGUGCUGGCUGGCCACCUGGGACCUUUGACAGCAGCUGAGUUCUGUCCAUGGGACAAAGACAUCCUGGUGUCCAUAUCAGAAGACCGCACGUUUAAGGUUUGGGGAUUAAAAAUGGAACAGAUUCUCUAUCAGUCUGCUGUGUUGUCAGCAUCUCCACUACUCAGUAUGUUGUUCUUGGAGAAGAGCAGGCAGCUUGUCACUGGUUCUGCUGAUGGACAGGUGUGGAGCUUCACUCUUCCUGAGGACCACAGAUGUCAUUUGGUGACCAAAUUGGACCUUCACAAGGUGCAGCAACGACACCAAAGACACCUGGACACAGUGGUCCCACAGACUGGUGGUGUACUAGGAAUCACUCCAGACUCAGUGGAGACGGCAAAGCCAGUCCUCAGACUUUGUGCUUAUCACAGGCUACCUGACAUUGAUCAUGGGCAGCAGAGCUGGGUGUGGAUGGGAAGCUCUGAUGGCCUCUACCUGGUUGACCUGGGCACCUCUGAGCUCCACAUGACACUACUUUUCAGAGACUACCCCAACUUGAGCAUCACCAUGGCUGGAUCAUGGGCCAUGUCCCAAGGACUGGAUAACAGUAUGAUCUUUGUGGUGACCUCUCUAUUUGAGGCCCUGGUGUCUGUAUUGGAGGUGAGACUGCUGGGGUCAGGGUCCGUGGACAACCUCUGCCAGCACCUGGAGAGGCUCUCCGUCAUGCCCAGUGCCCCUCUGAUGCCUGAAUCUCCUCUCAACGCUGAGUUGAAAAAGAAGGGUCCUAAACCUCCCACAAAAACAGGGAAACGUGGUGUGAAGGAGCAGCCUCUAGUUUUCCACACACAGGUCAAGUCAUCAGGAUACACACAAUGUCCCCGAAUGACAAUGUUCUCACCCAAGACCAAUGUUCAGAAGAAGACCCCAGGACCUACAAAGACCAACAAGAAGAUAGGAUGUCUCGUUAGUGAAUACCCAGGAGACACUGCAGCACCCAGUGUCCCACACACUAACCUCAGCACAGUCAAAACCCCUACACCAGUUUGCUGUACCCAAUACUCAGGAGAUGGAAAGCAGAUUCUGUGUGGUCUGGGAGACAGAUCUGUAUUGUUGUACAAGUCCUCCCUCACUGGCACUCCAGCUGUUUACACAGGUCAUGACAAGGCAGUGAGCAGUGUGGCCUGGAGUCACAGCAGACAGUGGUGGCUGAGUGCCUCAGAAGACAGGACCCUCCGCAUCUGGCCCACUGGAAGUCCUGAGCCUGCCGUUACCAUGGGGGGUGAUGAGAAGUUCUCCAAAACCAUCCGGGGGGCUCAGUUCUACUACCUGGAUAAGUUCCUGUUACUGGCAUCUGGUCCCUCCCUACACCUCUACCUGUAUCACCUGGACAACACACAGGACGACAUUAAAAGGUACCAGCAGAGGAGUGCCAUCAAACUGACAAGAUGUUUAGAGACUAAGUCAGGAACAGACAUCACUGCUGUGUCAGUCAUCAACGACUUCUACUCCUACAUAGUGCUGGUGAGUGGUGCUGACCGCUCCAUCCAGGUGUUGGACAUGAACACAGGGACAGUGGCCUCACAGCUCCCUGAUGCCCACAGCAGAGCUGUCCAUCACAUCACACAGAACAAGGGCUCUAUGUUCAGUAGCCAGACUCCAGACUCCUACAACCUCUUCCUGACCAGCGCAGUGACCGACGGAGUUAAACUGUGGGACCUGAGGACACUCAGGUGUGUGCGGCGGUAUGAGAACCACUUGAAUCGCUGUCAUCCCUGCACCGCAGCCUUUUCACCCUGUGGACGAUUCAUUGCUUCUGGCUCUGAAGACAACUGUGCCUAUGUGUAUGACAUCCGCAGCAGCAGCUACCUCCACAAGCUACAGAGACACUCCGACACCAUCCUCAAUGUGACCUUUAACCCUGCUACACCUGAGCUGCUGACCGGGACUCUGGACGGGAGGCUGAGUCUGUUCCGCCCUGGCAACGCCGCCAUCAGGGUCACCCUGUCAUGACAACCGGCUGGAUCCCAUUACAGGAGGCAAGCGCAUUCAAACAUUUGAAAGAAAGCAAAUGCUAUAUGAACCCAGGUCUGGACCUGACAAUGACGCUUGUGUUAUUUACACCAUACUGUAAUGGGGACCAACGGGCCUCGUUAGCUAGAGAGCUUCCUUUUAUCCCAUUGGCUGUGAUCUCACAGUGAGGCUUUACAGAGGGAUGGAUGCCAGGGCCUGGAGAGUUACAGCAGCAUUACUGAGACCCAGGGGCUACAGUGACAUCACCAUCUGACUGCACCGCUCAGCAGCCUGCGAGUCUGACACGCAGACGUUACUACAUACUAAAACACCCAUCCACAUGUACAGAUGUAUUUACAUUAGAAUGGAGACACACACAGACCUAGACAGAAAGAAAAGACUGGUAUGUUCAGUACAGAACUAUAUAUCACCUAUAUCCCAACAGUACAGUAGGUGAAAUGUGAAUAUUCAAGAUUAAACUGAUUUGAAUGCAUACAGAAUGCUUAACUGUUUUUGUGCUUCUUACUGUCCUUCUCCGUUCCACACUUCCAUAGUUCUGGCAAUUAGGCCUACUGCUCAGAUAACAUAUUUAUCCCCCCCCCCCCC
Molecule: messenger RNA, 3333 nt
Organism: Oncorhynchus mykiss (rainbow trout)
Lineage: Eukaryota; Metazoa; Chordata; Actinopteri; Salmoniformes; Salmonidae
Source: RefSeq, a predicted model, not a curated record